Messenger RNA from Alnus glutinosa, 750 nucleotides. Its product is annotated as thioredoxin-like protein CDSP32, chloroplastic. Gene Ontology annotation, molecular function: oxidoreductase activity, acting on a sulfur group of donors, disulfide as acceptor. NCBI's taxonomy places the organism in Eukaryota, Viridiplantae, Streptophyta, Magnoliopsida, Fagales, Betulaceae. The record is from RefSeq and is a predicted model, not a curated record.
AUGCCCUACUUUUCCAUAACCGUAACUGGAAUCCACCACGGGAGAAGCACAAGUUUAGAUGCACAUAGAGAAGUGAGCAAAAUUGAGAGAAACGAAAACCCAAGAAGCAGAAGAUACAGAGAUCAGGGUAGUAAAGUAUGCAACAAAAUUGAAAGUUUCAAAGCAGAUUUUCAUCAAAGAUGUAUGUGUGAUGAAAUUUUUACCUCAUCCCUCAGGCAAGCAACAACGCAUCCAACAGAGGGCUUGCUUGGCGAUGAAUUAGAAAAGACAAGGGAGCUUUGCAAGCAAGAGAAAAUCGACAAAGUCACACACUUCAGCUUUUACAAGAGCAUGGAGAAAAUUCAUGAAGAGAAGGGGAUAUGCCCAGACGUGCUUGUGGAAGAUGUGUUACGUUAUACUACGUACGGAGAUAAUCAUUCUUCUGUGGUACAAUAGCUACAUUGUAGGAAGGAUGUGGAGAAGCUGAUUGAAGAUAAUAAGGUUGAUCAUAAACUGAUUGUGCAUGAUGUGAGGUUGAAGCAUUGUGGGCCAAGCGUUAAGGUUUAUCCGACUGUGAUUAAGCUGUCAAAGCAGGUGGCGGACUCGGUGGUGCUUGUGAGCAUGAACGGCGAUGAGAACGAGAGCCGUAUACAGUUCUUGAAGGACAUGGACGUGGUGGAGGUGCCUAUGUUUUUGUUCAUCAAAGACGGCGAGAUUUGGGGAAGGUACGUACGUGGGUUCAUUCUGGUAAUGGACGAUCAUGUCCACUAG